AUGGUCAACUGCGUGACAGAGACAGAGAAACAAAUGGUCAGUGUGGAGAGAGUUUAUCAAUACAUAGAAGACACACCCAGUGAGAAAUGGGACGGAACACAGCCUUCUCCUUCCUGGCCUGCUGCUGGAGUUCUCAGCUAUAGUGACGUCUUCAUGAAAUAUCGGGAAGGCUUACCUAGUGUCCUCAAAGGCCUCACGUUCACUACACGUCAUGCUGAGAAGAUUGGAAUUGUGGGACGGACAGGGUCCGGGAAGUCAAGUCUCUUCCAGACACUGUUCCGUACUGUAGAGAUAAACUCUGGUGAUAUUACCAUUGAUGGAGUGAAUAUACAGCAACUGGAGCUCAAAGACGUCAGGCGUCAUCUGGCUGUGAUUCCUCAAGACCCAUUCCUCUUUAGUGGUACCGUCAGGGAGAAUCUCGACCCCACGUCUUGUUACAGUGAUGAGGAACUGUGGGGUGUCCUUGACAGAUGUCAUCUCCGCUUACCUGUAGACAGACUGGGAGGUCUCAAGGGAGAGGUGGGAGAGAAAGGACGACAUUUUUCUGUAGGACAGAAACAACUUAUGUGUCUGGCAAGGGCUCUACUAACGAAGGCCAAGGUGUUGUGUAUAGAUGAAGCUACGGCCAGUGUAGACCUGGAGACAGACAAAUUAAUACAAGAAACAAUCCGCAAGGAGUUUGUGGAGAGUACAGUGUUGACCAUUGCCCAUAGAAUCAACACCAUAAUGGACAGUGACAGGGUGUUGGUGAUGGACCAGGGUCAAGUGGCUGAACUGGACUCUCCAGAAAAUCUUCUCAAAAAUCCACAGUCUCAGUUCUACCAGUUAGUUCACGGAAAACCAUCCGAGUAA
Molecule: messenger RNA, 852 nt
Organism: Ylistrum balloti
Lineage: Eukaryota; Metazoa; Mollusca; Bivalvia; Pectinida; Pectinidae
Product: ATP-binding cassette sub-family C member 10-like
Exons: 4
Coding region: 1-852 (283 amino acids)
Biological process (GO): transmembrane transport
Cellular component (GO): membrane
Molecular function (GO): ATPase-coupled transmembrane transporter activity; ATP hydrolysis activity; ATP binding
Source: RefSeq, a predicted model, not a curated record